AUGCAGGACAUGUGGAGUGUCUCGAACCGAUUUGCAGGUUGCUGGCUUCCUUUCAAGCGCAUAUAUACGGGACUGUGCCCCUCUCAACUCACCACUACCCCUCCGGCUCAUCAAACCAUGGCUCUCUACGGUCUGGUUGCUGCUGCCAUGGCCUUUGCCACGUCGCAGGCGCAUCUCAUCCCGUCGCCUUCUGGCUGCACCACGACCUCCAACAUUACGCAGACCAUGUUUCCGACGCCGCCGUACUGGCCGACGUGCGACUUUGACGGGACGCUGCGCCGGUAUCCCUCGUCCGUGACGGAGACGACGUCGGUCGACUGCGGUGGGUGCGACCACAUUCGCGUGCAGACGGUGCCGCUCGUCUACUGUCCUAACAUGCGCAUCACGGCCACAACCAGCGAGACAACGCCGUCUACUGUGCACAAGACUGUCUGCCUGUCGACGCCUGCGCCAUGA
This is a messenger RNA of Akanthomyces muscarius, 456 nucleotides long. RefSeq lists its product as uncharacterized. The transcript has 2 exons. The coding region runs from base 1 to 456 and encodes 151 amino acids. NCBI's taxonomy places the organism in Eukaryota, Fungi, Ascomycota, Sordariomycetes, Hypocreales, Cordycipitaceae. The record is from RefSeq and is a predicted model, not a curated record.